Musa acuminata subsp. malaccensis (wild Malaysian banana) is the source of this 2481-nucleotide messenger RNA. RefSeq names its product transcription factor TCP20-like. Lineage: Eukaryota; Viridiplantae; Streptophyta; Magnoliopsida; Zingiberales; Musaceae. The record is from RefSeq and is a predicted model, not a curated record. Gene Ontology annotation, cellular component: nucleus. Gene Ontology annotation, molecular function: DNA-binding transcription factor activity; sequence-specific DNA binding.
UUUGCACAACUAAGUCCAACCAUCAUCACUAAACACAUAGCACACUUCCACAGUUACAUCCAUCACCAGUAAGCAAGUCCUCCUUACAUAGCAACUACUGUUGUAAGCAGAUCAAUGCUAAGAAAGACAAGUGCCUAAAUAUCCAAGAAAAGCAUCCAUGGACAGUCCAUCCACAAGUUCCAUCAUCUUGCAUGCAGUCUACAGUCCCCCACGUACAGAGGAGAAAGAAAGCACCCAUGACAUGCAUCACAACUGUGAGAAGCCACCCAACAAAGAGGCAAAGCGAAAAAGAAGACUCACUUUCAUUAAAGAAGGAAGCUGCAGAGCUGAAACUGCUCGAUUCCUCCCUUCUCUGCAACCACCUCCUGCCGUCGUUUCCAUGUGAUUCCUGUUGUUGUCAUUGUUGUUGGUGUCAAAUCCUCUCUAUCUCUCUCUCUCUCUCUCUCUCUCUAAGGUUUUGGAGUGGUGACCAAGCAAGCUCAGUGGACCAGCUUGGUGAUGCCAAAUGUGGCCAAACAAGGGUGCCCCUCGGACAAUGGGGAGUCCCUUCGAAGAGAGGCAACUGCUGUACUGUUGCUGUGAGCAAUGAUGUCGCAGACAAGGUGGGAAGAAGGGAACAGGGAAGCAUGAUGGAAGACUGUGGAGAGAGGGAAUUCUACUUCUAGUAUGGAUGGUCAGAGUGAGGACAGCCCCACAAAUCAAGGAUGAUGAGGAAGAAAAAGAAAAGGAAUCAAAUUCUGGGCAAUGUGUAGCUGCUGAAGAAAGAUUUCGAAGCAGAUGGUAGAACUUCCAAUUUGACGACUUUGACGCUGGAUGAUCUCCAUUGACUUGCCUACAGCAAAGAUUCACAGAUCGUUUCCCUCUCUGUCUUCUUAUCUGUACACCCCCUUUUACCUCGUAAAUCUCAGUAAGAGUAGAGUGCAGUAAAAGCAGACUGUUAGAUCUCUCUCUCUCUCUCUCUCUCUCUCUGUAUUAGAAUCCCCUGGCCAGAAUCAUCGGCAAGAAAGUCUAGUGCUCCUCUUCCCUUCUGAUCCAUCUCUCUUCACCUCCUACUUUCCAUUGGAGCUCCAAAAAUCGCACCUUUUCCAUCUCUCUCAUGGAUCGCAAGAGCUGUGCCAAGUUGCCACGGGACGUCCCCAAGUUCCAGCAGACCCUGUGCCUCCCUCAGGGAGAUAAGAAAGAACCCACCACAGCCGCGGACUCUGUGGCAUCUGCUGAAAGGAGAGACCUUUUACCUUCCGCAGCCUUGGGUGGUAGAGAGUUACAAGUGGCCGCAGCGAGAGAGAAGGAUGAGCAAAGGCGCCAGCUUGCGCCCAGGAGGAGCUCCAACAAGGACCGGCACACCAAAGUCGACGGCAGGGGGAGAAGGAUCAGGAUGCCCGCCCUCUGCGCCGCCAGGAUCUUUCAGCUCACCCGUGAAUUGGGCCACAAGUCCGACGGGGAGACCGUCCAGUGGCUCCUCCAGCAAGCGGAGCCCUCCAUCAUCGCUGCCACCGGCACGGGCACUAUCCCGGCGUCCGCCCUCGCCGCUGCGUCCACCGGCGCCGUGUACUCCCACCUGGGCGCCAGCGUCCCUGCGGGACUCCACCAGAAGCUCGAUGAAAUGGGACAGAGAGCGGCCGCCGCCGUGCAACCCAACUGGGCCGCGGUCGGGGCUGCCGGCCUGCCUCGGUCGCACCCGGGCUUGUGGCCGACGCCGGUGUGUGGCUUCGAUUCCGGAUUCAUGCGUCCGUCAGCGGCAGCCUCAUCGAGCUCGAACAACGUCGGGGCAGGAGGCGGCGACGCUUCCAUAGGCAGUUUCGUGCAGAGGACGGGGCUGCAUGGGCUGGAAUUGGCAGGCUCCAACCUCAGCGCGAUGAGCUUCGCCUCCAUGCUCGGCGGGCAUGGGCAGCAGCUGCCGGGGCUGGAGCUCGGGCUCUCGCAAGAUGGGCGUAUCGGGGUAUGGAAUCUAGAGGCCAUGGGCCAGAUAUAUCAGCAGAUGGAACCAGGGAGGUUGGUGGCAGGCGCUAAUGGUGCCGGGCAAUGGCAACAGCAGCAGACUCAUCAGUCAGAUGAUUCAUCACAGGGAUCAGAACAGUAGAAGGAAGAAUUCUGGAGGACAGUAUGCAGGAAUUCACAGUACACAGCUUAACUAAGUAUUCUUACUUUGCUUGCUAGUUUUUGUUCUUGCAUGCAACUUUUAAGUAGAAACCAGAGAAAGAGAGAGAGACAAGAAGUCACUGAUUCAAUCUUUCUCCACAUCCUUCCUUCCUCUGCAAACCCAGCUAUGGUCAGUCAUCAAGCCAGGUAGGUGUAGUAUGAUACCAGAGCUGAAUAGGUCAGCAAUGAGACUAAAGCUAUUUUGUUCAUCUUGAGGUGUGUAGAUAAAAAGAGUUUUGGCCAUAUAGGAUUGCUUUUGUUGUGAGGUACUGAUGAUGGAUGUAUUUGUGUCUUAUAUAAAUUGGUUGCAUAGUGUCUCCUAUGCUUCUCAUUAAGAAUCCU